CUUUACGGCUAAACUAACCGUAUAAGAUUUUCCUUCUCUCGACAAGUUGAAUAUCCCUUCAAUCGUAAAGUCAUGGCGCCGAAACCAAUUAGUCCCAACGAACAUCUGGUCAUACCUGAGUGGAUAAAUGAGGAGUACUUUUUGCCCAUUCUGAAGAAAGAUGUCAAAGACUUCGAUAAAAUUGUCAACUUCACACCAAUUGCAGCCACGGCUCCUGGAGAGAACUACACCUCGAUUAUGGUCAGGAUUUUGAUGGAUAUUUUGGUGAAAGAUGGCAGCGAAAAAAGGAUCUCGUAUAUACUGAAAACCGGGUUGGACACUAACAAGGGUGGCGCCAUGGUUGAUCAGAUGGGACUGUUUCCCAAGGAGAUGGAGAUGUACCAGACUUACAUACCCCAGUUUGUGAAACUGUACAAAGAGGCUGGGUUGGAUAUCGAAUUGGCCCCCAAGUGUGUUCACUACGAGGAGAUAAAGGAUAGGAUUACCCUAGUUUUCGAGGACCUGAGUCGUCAGAAUUUUCGGAACAUUGAUCGCCUCAAGGGCUUUGAUCUGCCGCACAUCAGUUGUGUCCUCCGAAAACUGGCAGAACUUCAUGCAGCCUCGGCUGUCUAUCGAACAGUGAAUGGACCCUACGAUGAGCGAUACUACAAUUCCCUGUUUGUGGAGGAGAACAGGGAACUCUUUACCUCCUUAUCUGAGAGCAAUACUGCCACCUUUAUGAAGGCAGUUAAGGAAUGGGACAUUCCGGAAUCCGAGAGAUUUAUCAAAGAGUUUCCUUCGGACACGGAUGCCUUCGAGGAGGGAAUUCGCCUCAAUAAGGUGGACGAGAGCGAGUUCAAUGUACUGAACCAUGGCGACUCCUGGUCGAAUAAUAUAAUGUUUAACUACAAGGCUAACGGGGAGAUCGACAGAACCGUCUUUGUGGACCUUCAAAUGGCCAAAUGGGGCUCUCCCGCCCAGGAUCUGUGGUACAUGAUCGUCACAUCCGCCUCGUUGGACAUUAAGGUCACGGAAUUUGACCAUUUCAUACAGAUCUAUCACAACCGCUUGACCGAGUGCCUGCAGCUCCUAAACUACUCGAAAAGGAUUCCAACCUUGAGGGACUUGCACGUAAUGAUGAUAAGACGCGGUUCUUGGGGCAUCUUUACAGCCACUGGAGUGAUGGUGGCCACUCUCAUGCCCUCAGACAAGGACUCUAAUAUGGGAAAUAUGAUGGGUGAAGGUCCUGAAGCUGAAGCCCAUCGCUACAAAACCUAUACAAAUCCGUAUUAUGUCAAAGCCAUGCGGCAAUUGCUACCUUUUUUCCAUAGGAAGGGUAUUUUAGAUUAUUAGUUUAUAGGGCUUUUUAUAAAAAAUAAAAGAAAACAAGAAAGAAGUCU
Molecule: messenger RNA, 1379 nt
Organism: Drosophila serrata
Lineage: Eukaryota; Metazoa; Arthropoda; Insecta; Diptera; Drosophilidae
Source: RefSeq, a predicted model, not a curated record